AAUUUACCCUUUCCACAGAUGAAACACCAAGAAAAGCCACCAGAAGAAAAUCUAACUAAUUUAAUGGAGUUUGUUCUCUUGGACUUUGCUAAUGUUCCCUAUCUUCAGGGGUUUCUAUUUGGAGUGUUUUUAGCCAUAUAUAUCUUUAUGCUGAUGGGCAAUGGCAUCGUAUUUUUAAUAACAAAACUGGACCCUGGUCUUCAGACACCCAUGUACUAUUUCCUUGGCAAUUUUUCCUUUUUGGAAAUCUGCUAUGUACCAGUUACUCUCCCCAGAAUGCUUAGGAAUCUUUGCACCCAGAGAAGAACAAUUUCUUUAGUUCCCUGUGCUACACAAAUGUGCUGUGGUCUUGUGCUUGGAGCUACUGAGUGUUUCCUUCUGGUCAUGAUGGCCUGUGACUGCUAUGUGGCCAUUUGUAACCCUCUGCACUAUCCUCUUGUCAUAAGCUACAAGGUCUGUGCCCAGCUAGUGGCUGGCUCCUGGAUCAGUGGAAUUCCACUCCGAAUAGGGCAGACAUGCCAGAUUUUUUCUCUGCCCUUUUGUGGUUCUAACCUUAUCAAUCACUUCUUCUGUGACAUACCUCCAAUACUCAAGCUGGCCUGUGGGGAUAUCUUUGUAAAUGAAAUGACGGUCUACAUAGCUGCUGUGUUACUUAUCAUGGUUCCAUUUCUGUUGAUACUUGUCUCCUAUGGCAAAAUCAUUUCCACAAUCCUUAAAUUGCCAUCAGCCACAAGUCGGGCCAAAGCUUUCUCCACCUGUUCAUCUCAUCUUAUGGUCGUGGUGUUGUUCUUCGGAUCUAGCAUUAUUACCUAUUUAAAACCCAAGGCUAGUCACUCAGCAGGAACUGACAAAGUGCUUUCUCUUUUCUACACUAUUGUGACUCCCAUGUUUAACCCCAUGAUAUACAGCCUAAGGAACAAGGAAGUCAUUAUAGCACUGAGAAAAUUUCUAUGUAAAUAG
Molecule: messenger RNA, 960 nt
Organism: Hippopotamus amphibius kiboko
Lineage: Eukaryota; Metazoa; Chordata; Mammalia; Artiodactyla; Hippopotamidae
Product: olfactory receptor 10AG1-like
Exons: 1
Coding region: 19-960 (313 amino acids)
Biological process (GO): G protein-coupled receptor signaling pathway
Cellular component (GO): membrane
Molecular function (GO): G protein-coupled receptor activity; olfactory receptor activity
Source: RefSeq, a predicted model, not a curated record